Rana temporaria (common frog) is the source of this 2142-nucleotide messenger RNA. It is a transcript of the gene MAP6, whose product is annotated as microtubule associated protein 6. Gene Ontology annotation, molecular function: microtubule binding; calmodulin binding. The coding region runs from base 566 to 1756 and encodes 396 amino acids. The transcript is spliced from 3 exons. The record is from RefSeq and is a predicted model, not a curated record. Gene Ontology annotation, biological process: microtubule cytoskeleton organization; regulation of microtubule cytoskeleton organization; cytoskeleton-dependent intracellular transport. Lineage: Eukaryota; Metazoa; Chordata; Amphibia; Anura; Ranidae. Gene Ontology annotation, cellular component: Golgi-associated vesicle; microtubule; cis-Golgi network.
CGAGCGAGCAAGGUGGGUGGGGCCACUUCCUGCAGAGAUGCUGCCCCACUGCCUCCUGAUUGUGGUAGGCUGCUAGUGCCAGGAUUUGCAAAGGGAAGACCAGUAGCACUCAGCUAUUCGGUGUGGGACGGUCUCCACAAGGUUUUGGCCUUGUCCUCCAUCUGCAUCAUGGCAUAGAGGCACCUCCAUGAGCUGUUCCAUUGCUUGAGAUCUCAAGGAAAGGCAUUGAAUUGAUUUAUUUCCUCCUCCGUGUAUGGUGAGUUCCUUGCAGACUACAGCAGGGAGGAGACAGCAAAAGGACGUACAGGAAGCAACUGUUAUCUGCAACAUGACUUAGAGAAAAAUAGCCAAGCUUUUGGGAGUGUUUUUGUGCACCAACUGUGGAGCCGAGUAUCUUCCGGAAAGGAAACACCAGGAAUUGCCAGCCGAGGCUGGUGUGACUAUUCUUACAUUCUGUGUUGUGCAUCGUGAAGAGUGGGUGGAGGGGUGGAGUGAAGACUGCUCGUUAUAGCAACACCUUUUACUAACUAGGAAGGGUUUUCACUCUUCUGCCAGGGUGGAGACAAUGGCAUGGCCCUGUAUUACCAGGGCGUGCUGCAUCGCCCGGUUCUGGAACAACCUGGAUAAGGGUGAUAUCGCAGUGCCAUUGGUGUUUUCCAAGUACUCCGAGGUCACUGAAGGAAGUCAACAGUACCACGCUCACCUCCAACAGCCGCAAGCCCGCUCCAGUUCAACCACCGUUGAGUUACUGCCGGCUGGUAUAGUAACCGAUCAUGGUGACCACUCCUGGCCCACUAGAGACAAACCCCAAGAGCCUGGGAUCGGCCAAGCCAAGGAGUCAUCGGGCUCUGUUAUGCGUCAGGAUUACAAGGCCUGGAAAGUGAAUCCGGGGGUUAGCUGCAAACCCAAAACCGAGUACCAUCAGUCCGAAAUUCCUUUUAAACAGGAAACGCAGUACCAGAAAGAUUACAAGGCCUGGCCUAUACCUCGCCGCGGUGAUCAUCCCUGGAUUCCUAAACCCUCUCCAGGCCUCACUGCCCCAACAGCUUCCAGUGAGGCCAAGAAAAAGAAACCACCAACAGCCUUGCCAGUGAAAAACAUUGAAGAGUCAGUUCAAGUGGAUGCUUCGGAACCAGCGGUGUCGAAAGUCAAGACUUCCGUCACUUUUAGCAGCGCGGCCGACAUACAGUCAACUUCUAAGGAGACCAAAGAGACCAAGUCCAGAGAGAAGUCUCCUUCUGAAAGGCGGCACAUGGAAGGUUUGAGAUCUAGAGAUGCAGCUGAUAUACUCAACCAGCAAAUCAAAGAAGAAGGAGACGUUGCUUCCUCAUACAGCAGGAAUGAGUUCAGAGCCUGGACAGAUGUGAAGCCAGCGAAAGCAAUGAAGGCCAAGGUCCAGUACAAGCCUCCAGAAGCGAGGGUAGCCCUGGAAACCAGUUACAAUUCCCAGUUCAAGGGGGAAUGCAACCUGCACGUAACCAGUAACAACAAGCUGAUGGAGCGCAGGAGAAUACGAAGUCUAUACAGUGAGCCCAGCAACAAGGAACCAAUAAAGGUGGAGAAGCCGAGCGUUCAGCCCUCCAAACCAAAAAAGACCACCCCAAGCCAUAAACCUGUGAAAAAGGCCAAAGACAAGCAGAUUACCCCGGGGCGAGCCACCAAGAAGAAGGUUGGCGAGACCACCUCCACCACCAAGCCGGAUGACAAGGAGAAGAGCAAAGAGAUGAAUAAUAAGCUGGCCGAAGCAAAAGAGUAAUUUAAUAGCACUUACUACUACUACUACCGUAUUAUUUUUACCGAGGCCACAGAAUAUGUUGGAGAUUGCUUAUGCUUUGAUUGUAUUCUAGAGUUCUCGUUCCUCUCUCUUUCUCUCUCUCUCUCUCUCUUUCUCCGUCUUCACUCGGUUGCCCGCACUUUUUCCGACACUGACCCGUUUCUAAAGGUUUUAUUUUGUCGUACGAUCAAAAUGUGAGAAUGGUCAAUUCUAUAUGUGCUCACGGUGCUACAAAUCAGAAUGUAUCGUUCCACGUGACGAUUCGCCUUCCCCGUCAUGUCCCUAAACUCCCGUGUGUGGUAACUUGGUGUAACAUGUACUCAGUGGUUGAAAGUUGAUAGUUGAUAGCGUCUAUGUAGUAGGACCGG